Messenger RNA from Pedinophyceae sp. YPF-701, 2331 nucleotides. The record is from the annotation of a GenBank genome assembly. Lineage: Eukaryota; Viridiplantae; Chlorophyta; Pedinophyceae.
AUGGUGAAGGAGCUUGGGGAACUCCACUUCGGCGGCAAGGGCUACAAGGCCCUGAUCGUCGCCCAGCAUGCGGGCGCGCAGCUCAAGCGCGCCGACAGCGACCCGUGCGGCCCGGCCGGUCCCAGCGACGCCCUGCGCGCCCUCAACCCCAUGGGCGGCCGCGUGCCCAUCCUCGAGACGCCGGACGGGCCCGUCUUCGAGUCCAACACGAUCGCCCGCUACGUCGCCCUCCAGACCGGCUCGUCGCUGUACCCCUCCGGCCUCGACGAGCCCGCGCUGCAGAGGGCAGCGCUGAUCGAUGGCUGGGUCGACAGCGUGCCGGCCAAGGCCGGGCCGGCGCUCGCGCGCGUCUACGCCGCGGCGAUCGGCGGCGCGGACUUCGACGAGGACAUCUACGAGCUCAAGGACGCCGCGAUCGCCGCCGUCGCCGGGGUGCUGGAGGCGCGCCUCGAGGCGAGCGCGUACCUGGCGGGCGGCGAGCCGACGCUGGCGGACGUGUGCGCCGGGGUGGACCUGUGGGCGCUGAUGACGCGCGUCCUCGAGCCGAGCGACCGCGAGGCGCUCCCGCACACCACCGCGUGGUUUACCCGCCUGGCCGCGCUUCCGCUCUUCACGGCCGUGAUGGGCCCCGCCGCGCUGUGCGCGAAGACGGGCGAGGGGCGCGCGCCGGGCGCGGCGGCGUCGAAGAGCGCGGCGAAGAAGGCCGCGAAGGCGGAGGCGAUGGCGGCGAAGAAGGAGGAGGCCAAGCGGCGCGAGAAGGAGCGGCGCAAGGAGCGGAAGGCGGCCGAGAAGGGCAAGGGCGGGGCGGGGGGCAAGGGCGGCGGCGCGGGCGCGGCGGGGAAGGAGGUGGCGAAGACGACGAAGCUCGGGCUGCGCGCGGACAAGGCCACUGAGUUUGGGGAGUGGUAUGCGCAGGUGGUGGUGGAGGCCGAGAUGAUCUCAUACUACCCGGUGUCGGGGUGCUACAUUCUGCGUCCGUGGGCGUUCGCGCAGUGGCAGGUGCUGCAGGAGUGGUUCGACGCGGAGAUCAAGAAGCUGGAGGUGCAGAACUGCUACUUCCCGCUGUUCGUGACGCCCGAGGUGCUGCAGAAGGAGAAGGACCACGUCGAGGGGUUCGCGGCCGAGGUCGCGUGGGUGACGCGGUCGGGGAGCUCGGAGCUCGAGGUGCCGCUCGCGAUCCGCCCCACGAGCGAGACGGUGAUGUACCCUUACUUCGCGGACUGGAUCAAGAGCCACCGCGACCUGCCGCUCAAGGUCAACCAGUGGACGAACGUCGUGCGGUGGGAGUUCAAGCACCCGACGCCGUUCAUCCGCUCCCGCGAGUUCCUCUGGCAGGAGGGCCACACGGCGCACGCCACGCUCGAGGAGGCCGACCGCGAGGUGCUGCAGAUCCUGGACCUGUACCGGCGGGUGUACGAGGAGCUGCUCGCGGUGCCCGUGUGCCCGGGGCGGAAGAGCGAGAACGAGAAGUUCGCCGGCGGGCUCUACACGACCACCGUCGAGGCCUUCGUGCCGCCCGUCGGGAAGGGCAUCCAGGGCGCGACGUCGCACUGCCUGGGGCAGAACUUCGCGAAGAUGUUCGACAUCAAGUUCUCGAACGACGCCGGGGAGGAGCAGCUCGUGUGGCAGAACUCGUGGGGGUUCACGACGCGCACCAUCGGCGUGAUGAUCAUGGUGCACGCGGACAACAAGGGGCUCGUGCUGCCGCCGCGCGUGGCGCCGAAGCAGGCGGUGAUCGUGCCGAUCCCGAACGCCAAGCUCUCGCAGGAGCAGCUCGACGCCAUGCUGGCCAAGUGCGGCGAGCUGGACGGCGCGCUGCGCGACGCGGGCGUGCGCGCCACCGCGGACCUGCGCCUGAACUACACGCCCGGCUGGAAGUACAACCACUGGGAGCUCAAGGGCGUCCCGGUCCGCGUCGAGGUCGGUCCGCGCGACCUCGAGAGCGGCCAGGUGGUGCUGGUGCGGCGCGACACGGGCGCCAAGGAGCCGGUCGCGUGGGCCGCGAUGGGCGCGCGCGUCGCGGAGCUCCUCGAGCAGAUCCAGGCGGACAUGUACGCCAAGGCGCGCGCGGAGUUCGACGCGUCGAUGGAGCGCGUCACGGAGUGGGGGGAGUUUAUGGGGGCGCUGGACCGACUGCACAUGGUGCUGGCGCCGUGGGACGAGAGCGUCGAGGUGGAGGAGGAGAUCCGGAAGCGGUCCACGACGGAGAGCGCGAUGGGCGCGAAGAGCCUGUGCAUUCCGUUCGUGCAGCCCGAGCUGCCGGCGGGCACCAAGUGCAUCGUGUCGGGCAACCCCGCGAAGAGCUGGGGGCUGUUCGGGCGGUCGUACUGA